CCUGACUAGAGUCUGGGAUCGGGGAAGGAAGGGUGGGCGUUCGGGUCCCGGAGGGGCCGCUGAGUAUCCAAGAUGAAUGACAGCCUAUUUGUCAGUUUGGACAGACUUUUGCUAGAAUUUGUUUUCCAGUAUGAACAAGAUAUAAGUACUAAAGAAGAUAUGAUUCAACGAAUUAAUAAAUGCUUUGAAGAUAUUAAAGAAAACAAAGCGACCAUUUGUAAGAUACAUGAAACUAUAAAUACAACAGAUGAGGAAAUCAGCCAUUACUAUAAACAUAGUAAGGAGAUCAAAGACAACUGUAGUGACUGGAGGCCAACAUGUGAUAUAUUUCAUAAACAUGAAGACUAUAUGAAGGACCAGUUUACUAUUUAUCAAGAAACUGUUGAAAAAGACAGAAAAAUGUACCACAGUUAUAUAUGUCAGUAUAAAGAUGUUUUAAAGCAAUACCAACAAAAAUACUCAGAAACACCUCUUUCACAUGAAUAUUAUGAGAAGAAAAGAGAACAUGAAGAAAUUCAAAACAGAGUGUUGGCAUGUACUGAACAACUAAAAAUGAAUGAAACUAUUUUUAUGGAAUUUUUAGUGCCUGCUCCCUUUCCAUCACUUACCAGUUGGACAUUACAUAUGGUUAAUUUGAGAUGUAAAACACAAGAUACUCUUAAACAUGCCAACAAAUUUUCCAAAAGAUCAUAUGAAUUGAAGAAAGAAGUAGGUGAUGUGGAAAUAGAAAUUAAUUAUUUAAACCAGCAGAUUGCAAGACUUUAUGAAAUGAAGAAUCUUUCAGAAACUCGGGAAGAAAAAAAUAAAAAUAUAGAAAAGAGAAACAAAUCGAAAGAAAGAAUUUUUGAAAAAGAUGAACAGCAUGUACUUAGGUUGAAUAAAACCCCUCAAAGCAGUCAAUUAUUUCUUCCAUAUGAAUCUCAGAAAUUAGUCAAAACAAUAAAGAUGCAUCCUUCAGAACCAAGAGUUAAAG
Lipotes vexillifer (Yangtze River dolphin) is the source of this 973-nucleotide messenger RNA. Its product is annotated as protein SIX6OS1-like. NCBI's taxonomy places the organism in Eukaryota, Metazoa, Chordata, Mammalia, Artiodactyla, Lipotidae. Gene Ontology annotation, cellular component: central element. Gene Ontology annotation, biological process: homologous chromosome pairing at meiosis; spermatogenesis; meiotic DNA double-strand break processing involved in reciprocal meiotic recombination. The record is from RefSeq and is a predicted model, not a curated record. The transcript is spliced from 10 exons. The annotation marks the transcript as partial.